This is a messenger RNA of Sphaeramia orbicularis (orbiculate cardinalfish), 4194 nucleotides long. RefSeq names its product FYN proto-oncogene, Src family tyrosine kinase a (gene fyna). The record is from RefSeq and is a predicted model, not a curated record. Gene Ontology annotation, molecular function: protein binding; ATP binding; protein tyrosine kinase activity. NCBI's taxonomy places the organism in Eukaryota, Metazoa, Chordata, Actinopteri, Kurtiformes, Apogonidae. The transcript is spliced from 12 exons. Gene Ontology annotation, biological process: protein phosphorylation. The coding region runs from base 168 to 1781 and encodes 537 amino acids.
GCGGCGGCGACAGGGGCUCCUCAAUCGGUAGGGAAGGGUGUCCCACUGCUGCUCUCUGAACGCGAAUAAAAACACCAGCAGAGAGGAGAAAAUAGCGCUGAAUUGUCCCACAGAAGUGCCGCUGGAAACUCCGAUGGAUUAAUCUGAAUUUUCUUCGACAGUAGAGAAUGGGCUGUGUCCAAUGUAAGGAUAAAGAAGCAGCUAAACUCACCGAUGACAGGGAGACCAGCCUCUCACACAACUCGGGGUACCGUUAUGGGUCCGACCCCACACCUCAGCACUACCCCAGCUUUGGGGUCACCACCAUCCCCAACUACAACAACUUCCACAGCGCAGCCACGCAGGGGGUGACGGUGUUCGGAGGAGUCCACACGUCCUCACAGUCAGGGACGCUGCGAUCCCGAGGGGGGACAGGGGUGACUCUGUUUGUGGCUCUUUAUGACUACGAAGCCAGGACCGAGGAUGACCUCAGCUUCAGAAAGGGGGAGCGGUUCCAGAUCCUCAACAGCACGGAGGGAGACUGGUGGGAGGCUCGCUCUCUCACUACAGGUGGAACUGGUUACAUUCCCAGCAAUUACGUAGCUCCAGUGGAUUCAAUCCAAGCUGAGGACUGGUAUUUUGGUAAAUUAGGCCGAAAGGAUGCAGAGAGGCAACUGCUCUCCAACGGCAACGCCAGAGGCACUUUCCUUAUCCGUGAGAGUGAAACAACCAAAGGGGCCUACUCUCUCUCCAUCCAGGACUGGGAUGACAUCAAGGGAGACCAUGUCAAACAUUAUAAAAUCCGCAAGCUGGACAGCGGCGGUUACUACAUCACCACCAGAGCCCAGUUUGAGACGCUACAGCAGCUCGUCCAGCACUACUCUGCGAGGGCUGCGGGGCUGUGCUGCCGGCUGAUCGUGCCAUGCCACAAAGGCAUGCCUCGCCUGACCGACCUGUCCGUCAAAACCAAAGACGUGUGGGAGAUCCCGCGGGAGUCGUUGCAGCUCAUCAAACGUCUCGGCAACGGCCAGUUUGGAGAGGUCUGGAUGGGAACGUGGAACGGCACCACCAAGGUGGCGGUGAAGACUCUGAAACCCGGAACCAUGUCACCCGAGUCCUUCCUGGAGGAGGCUCAGAUCAUGAAGAAACUGCGACAUGACAAGCUAGUGCAGCUGUACGCGGUGGUGUCCGAAGAGCCCAUUUAUAUCGUCACUGAGUACAUGAGCAAAGGGAGUUUGCUCGAUUUCCUGAAGGACGGAGAAGGACGAGGCCUCAAGUUGCCAAAUCUAGUGGACAUGGCAGCUCAGGUGGCAGCAGGGAUGGCAUAUAUCGAGAGGAUGAACUACAUCCACAGAGACCUGCGUUCUGCCAACAUUCUGGUCGGAGACAGCCUGGUGUGUAAGAUCGCUGACUUCGGUCUGGCCCGACUCAUCGAGGACAAUGAGUACACGGCAAGACAAGGGGCUAAGUUUCCGAUAAAGUGGACCGCUCCUGAGGCUGCUCUCUACGGGAAAUUCACCAUUAAGUCAGACGUGUGGUCGUUCGGCAUCCUGCUGACAGAGCUGGUAACGAAGGGCAGAGUUCCUUACCCAGGUAUGAAUAACCGGGAGGUCCUGGAGCAGGUGGAGCGGGGCUACCGGAUGCCGUGCCCACAGGACUGCCCCACCUCGCUGCACGAGCUGAUGGUGCAGUGCUGGAAGAAAGACCCGGAGGAGAGGCCCACCUUCGAGUACCUGCAGGCCUUUUUGGAGGACUACUUCACUGCCACUGAGCCUCAGUACCAGCCGGGGGAUAAUCUCUGAGCGGCGCUGCUCUCAUCUCAUGCCAUUUCACGGGUUUUCCCACUAGAGGGAGCCAGACACCACAUAUUCUCUCCCAUCAUGUGGCUCUAACAAUCUGAAAGCUCAUUGACUGACUUCCAAGCUUCACACACACAGGGACUGACAGCUGCUACGACAGCAAACUGACUAUCAGAUGAACGGAUGCUUUUGGAGGCGGACGAGGGCGCCGAGAUGACUGAAGAGUUAAAAAAAAAUGACUGCCAUGGAUGAACGAGAUGAGACGAGUUGUGUAACUUGUAUGUAAUGUAAAUACAAAUUGCUUGUUUACUUAUCUCUUUUUGUUUCAUUUUCUAUUACUUUUGAUAUUUUGGAAAUGUGUGGAUUUUUUUUUAAUCCGAGGUCAAAGUUAUUUCAGAUAUACAGCUCGUAGAAUACGUGUGAGGCUCACAGUCGGUAACAAAUCGUAACAUAAUAAUGACAGAGUACGGAGCUAAUUUCCUGCUAAAACUUAAAAGCAAACGAAACAGGUUUCACAAAUUCCCAUGCGGUUCACGAACAGACACAGUUUGGUUUGUAAAUAGAAAAUAUUCUGACCAAAUGUCAUAGCACUUUUCCAAUACAUCAUGCUUCAGAACCACUACAGCUUUUAUCUCAUCUUUCCACUGUUUGUGCUCAUUUUUCACAUAUUUAAUUCACCUCUACAACAGCAGGAGGCGCUAUGAGUAAAGUUAGUUCUGUCAAAAUCAGCUCUGACAAAUAUCCCCCAUUUCAAGUUUAUUUUCAGACAUUACGAGGAUCCAGUAAUGUCACCAACUAUAUAUAUAUAUAUUUGGGAUGUUUUUGCUUAGUAUGUCUUAUUAUUGCAUUUGAUUCCUGCAGUUUUCAGAAUUUCAUAUGAGAUUCAUAUUAAUCUGAAAUAAUAAUGUGUCUAACAUGUAACUGACUCCCACUAUUUCUUGCUGUUGUGAUACAAAGGAGUGGGUAAAGGUGAAAAUCAGAUUAUUUAAGAAUAACGUGGGAAUAUUUCAAUGAAACGGCCACAAAUUAUGAGAAAAAGAUAUUUUUUUAUGGGAAAAAUGCUUAAUAUUACAGGUAAACCAAACACAGCAGUCUACAUUCAACAGCUGCUAUUUGUAUUUGAUAAAAAUACAGUUUUUUUUCUUGAAACAACAGCGUUUCUGUCAUGUGAAUAUCUCACACCACAUGUUUUCUGUUCUUUUUUGUUAAGUGGUGAGUUUUGUGACUUGUUCUCAUAAGUUUCUUUGUACAAUAUCAUAACUUGAAUUUAAAAUCUCAAUAUUUCAGUAGAAGGAUUGACACCAUAAACACGGUAGAAACACUGUGCCAUUAUUAUAUUUUUCUCGCUGUAUGUUCCAUAAAUUCAAUAUUAGCAAAACAAUUGCAUUUCUUAGUUCAUUGUGUUUUGUUUUUGAAAACUGUAUUGUGUUUGGUAGUGAGCUGCAGGGCAUUUACAAAACAUGUUUUCUUUGUUUGUCAAGUUUUGGCUUGAAAUGAGCUCCACAGUAGAGUUGGAAAUAGUUAGAAAUUGUGGAUUGAGAUCUCAGAAGUUUUUCUGAGAGUCCGCUGACCUUUUUUUACGAGGUUAAUUUAACAAUACUGCUAUCCUCUUCUCAAGGAACUUAGAUGUACUAUAACACCUGUUCUUGCCUUUUCAUGUUUAGUAAUACUCUUAUAAUGUAAGGGAAUGCCUUCAUGCUUUCUACACACUAACUAUAGUGCAUCAUGGACUUCCACCCAACUUGUAUGACAUCUGCACUGGUAUGAGGUGCAUCCAUCGCAUUUCAGCUUCAGCCAAUGAUUUUUAGAUCGGCUUCAAGUGACUUUUAGUUCAGCUUCAUGCAGUUGAAAAAGGGCUCCCAACCCUUUUCCGACUGCUUAUUACCUUGAUGAUAUUUUAAUAUGUAUGUUGCUCUAUUGUAUUGGCAGUAGGCUGUGUAAGAAUUCUGCUUCUUUCUGCUUCAGCGGCCAAACAAACAAACAAAAACUGCCACUUACAUGACAGGAAUGAAGGAUGUGUACUUGUGUUUGUCCCUCCAUGGUGUGUAUCUGGAAAUAACAUGUUGUUUAAGAGACCAAACAUUUUUCAUUUUGUUUUAUUAUUUUUGCUCAACAAUGAUUUUGCUCAACCGGUCUUAACUGUGUCUGUAGUUUAGGAUUACACACGUGUAUUGCCAGGGCAGAACACGGCUCUGGGUGACAUUUUAUCAUCUUAUGUAUUGUCAUUACAGACGAUGCACCACCUCUGUGUGUGUUUUGUUGCUUUUCAUGGGUGGAAAAGUGAAAGAAACAAUCACUUUGACUCCCCUUAUUUGGUAGAUAUACAGUAAAUGUCUUGGUCUCUGCAUUAUUUAUUGUCUCUGUCUGUUACUUGUACACAGCGGCUGGUUUGGAAAUAAACAAUCUUGCCAUCAUC